UCUCCACUCUUGUUCAUCAUUUUGGACGAUGAUGGCUCUCCGACUGAGAACCAACCACCGCACCCUAAUCAACCCACCUCUCGCCCACCGCUUCUCCACCUCCUCCAAGUUCGCUGCCGUGGUCGCUGCCGUGGCACAAACCCGCAAGGCCCUUGCGAAAUGUCGGAUUCGAUCCAUGAGCCCAGAUGAGCACGCUGAGAUUGAGAGAAUUUUUUUGGAUUUACGGGAGGAGUUGAGGAAGGAGGAGGAGGAGAAAUUCCAGUGAGUAAAGCUAAUUUUUUCUUUAUUGAUUUUAGUUUGGCAUUGAUUUUAUGUUUGUUGUACAUCAGAUAUGGGUCAAACUCCUCAUCAUAUGUCUCAGAGACGGCCCAAUUCCGUGGCCAGACUGCGCACGAUAUUCUCAGAGCCUCGCAGCUCUCCUCCGCCUCCAAAGGACAAGGAUAAGAUGUCUUCUGCAGAAAAGCUGAAAAUGGAGCAUGACAAAGGUAGAGAUGAAUUUGAAAUGUCACAGUCAGAUUUUGUUUCUUCAAAAUUACAAGGUGAAGUUGCUCCACCUCCUGGUACCGAAAAGCUUCCUAAGGUUUAUAACCCUCAGAUCAGUUGUUCCAUUUGUAGAAAGAAGGGCCACAAUAAGAGGACUUGCCCACUGAGACAUCAGCAAGGUGGCAAUGUGCAGCAAGAGUCUGUGAAUGUGCAAGAGGAAGGUGACAAUGUGAGGCAGCAAGAGCCUUUGAAUGUGUAAGAGGAAGCUCAGAAUAUGCAGCAGCACGAAGCACAUAAUGGAUAGUUCAUGUUGGUUCUCUCCUUUUCUUUUCACUCCUUUUGAGUGUGUUGCACGGCACACUUUUAUUUCACAUUGGUACUUGAAAGAAAAGCACUAGAUCAGUUCACCUCUUACAUAACCUCGUGUUUGCAAAAUCUGGUUUUUCAGUUGCUUUCGAAUACGUUCCUUUUCGCUGGUUUAUGCUCAAUUGCUGCUAAAAGGUGACACUGGUGAUUCUAUGGCUUUAACAAAGAUUUAUGUAAGUGAUACUACCAAGGGACUUGGAUAGCUCAUAGAUAAGCUCUUCAAGAUUCAAUUAUCCUUUACAAAAUUACAAUCAGAAAGAACAAACUUCUUGAUGGGGAAACAUGCUACUGGCCUACUGCUACUGAACAAUGCUUUGCUAAAUGCAGUUGAGGAUCCCUGUUCUGGGUACGUAGCUAAUGCCAAGCUCUUCGAGCAGAGCAAAACGACAUGUCGCCGUUAAAGCCAAAAAGGUCUACUUAAGGGAAAA
Fragaria vesca subsp. vesca is the source of this 1277-nucleotide messenger RNA. RefSeq lists its product as uncharacterized. NCBI's taxonomy places the organism in Eukaryota, Viridiplantae, Streptophyta, Magnoliopsida, Rosales, Rosaceae. The record is from RefSeq and is a predicted model, not a curated record. The coding region runs from base 332 to 742 and encodes 136 amino acids. The transcript is spliced from 4 exons.